Molecule: messenger RNA, 7143 nt
Organism: Eriocheir sinensis (Chinese mitten crab)
Lineage: Eukaryota; Metazoa; Arthropoda; Malacostraca; Decapoda; Varunidae
Product: growth/differentiation factor 8-like
Exons: 4
Coding region: 495-1901 (468 amino acids)
Biological process (GO): SMAD protein signal transduction
Cellular component (GO): extracellular region
Molecular function (GO): growth factor activity; cytokine activity
Source: RefSeq, a predicted model, not a curated record
GAGGAGGAGGAGGAGGAGGAGGGAAAAGAUAAUUAAGUCAAAGAAUUACGUAAGAGUGACAAUUUCGCGUGGCCGGUGCAGGGUGAGGCAGGGUGGCCUAGAGACAGGUAGUACGAGGCAGGAGGGACUGAGGAUACCUCGUGGGAGGAGCCGGAGGAGGAGGAGGGUACGCAGGAGGGUAGGGAUCGGGAGGGAGGGGGAGGGGAGGGGCGUCAGGUAGCAAGGCGCCCGGGAAGGCAGCCACGCCCACGGGGAAGAAAGACGGGCUGCGAUUGGUCCCGAGCUUUCCUUCGGUACGGCGACCGACCAAUGGCACCACGAGUUAACCCGCUUGAAAAAUUAAUUGGUUCGAAUCUGAGGCUAGACACUCCCCUUGUACUGGUAGCAUUAACUCCCAGACAUAAUGUAUAAAAGAGCUUGUCAAUCUUGCAUCAGCUCUUACCGUGAACCUGAUAGUGUGUGGACGCAGCGUGGCGGAGCCCAGUAACAGUAACAUGCCGUGGAAGCGUCUGGCCCUCGUGCUGCUACUCAUGCUGCUGCAGGCGGCGGCCACCGAGGCGCGGGCUCAGAGGAACAACAAAAGCAAAAGGCGGAUACAGCAUCAACAGCACGAUAAAAUUCGAACAACAGCGAGUGAGUUCGUUAGGAUGACACGGCCGCCGGCGGGGGGCACCGCACACACGGCCAACACAGCCACGGGCAGGCAGCCCCCGCCUUUGCAGCCCCCGCAGCACGACACCCAUCGGCAGAGGCACUCAGGCCCCCGCAGGAACCGCCCCUCCCAAUCCCAACAUGCGACCCAACGCCACAACCAACAUCAGCCGCAGGCGGCAGAGAACGAGUGCCCGACUUGCACCCAGCGUGAAAUGCGAAAGAACUUGAGGCUGGCGCAGAUCAAAGACCGUGUCCUGACGGCCACGGGACUCGGGACCCCACCCAACAUGACCGGCGUAGUGAUCUCGAGCAACCCUGACGUGCAGGGCAUUAUCGAGGGUAUGAAAUCGGCAGUGCCCAUGCCCAGCAACGAGCCAAUCUAUAACCCUGACGAGCCGGAUGUCAAAACGGAAACGAUUUUCGUUCCCGUUGAACAAGUUCCGUCAAACUUAAAAAUUCCCGAGGGCACGGAUGUCCUCUACUUCAGACUAAAUGACACCGUGGUCGGGAGCAGGCCGAGCCGAGCAAUACUGCACAUGUUCCUCAAGCCCAGUGACACCAGAACAGCAGACACGGCGAGCCAGGUACAAGUGCCUGCCUCGCUCAUUAAGGCGUCCGUGUCUGUGUUCAAGGUAGCCAGACCCAGACGCGCAGGUGGAAACAUACAAAAGACGGCAGUGACCCAGAUGAUGGAGACGUACAAUCCGGAUAAGGGCAACUGGGUCAAAGUCGAAGUGUAUUCACUGCUGCAAGAGUGGCUGACGAGGCCGGAGGAUAACCUAGGCGUGGUGGUGGAGGCUCGAGACACGCAGGGGAAUCAAGUGGCUGUCACCGACCCCUGGGAGAUCGAGGAGACGAAGGACAAAAUACCCCUUCUUGAGAUCCACACGGAGGACGCCAACCGGAGGAACCGGAGGAACAGUGCGGGCUCCCAGUGCGUCAACAGGAACGACUCGCGGUGUUGCCGCUACGCUCUGACCGUCGAUUUCGUGGACAUGGGCUGGGACUUCAUCGUGGCGCCAAAGGUGUACGAGGCAAACUUCUGCAAUGGCGAGUGUCCCUUCCUGUACGCCCAAAAGUACGCCCACACCUCCCUCAUCCAGAAGAUGAACAGCUCCGCCCAGCAUGGUCCCUGCUGCGGCGCGCGGAAGUUGUCGCCUAUGAAGAUGCUCUACUACGACCACGACCAUCAGAUCAAAUUUGAUAUCAUCCAGGACAUGGUGGUGGAUCACUGCGGCUGCACCUAAGGCGGGGGCCCCCGACCCUGCCCCGCUCCGCCCCGCCCCGCCCUUCUCUAAUAAGCGUCUGUGAUGGAGAGUACGUACUAGGUUUUCUAUAAGGAUGUAGCUUACCCCUAAAACCCCCACCCCGUGUCCUCACGCCCCGCCACGUCUGUCCCUCCAGCCUCAAUGUGUCCAGCCCCUGUGAGUGCCCCGCGUUGCACCGCAUUGCCCUGCGCCCCGGGGCUCGCUAGAGGUGACAAGCUGAGCUGCUGUUAUUGUUGUUGUUGUUGUUGUUGCUGCCGCUGCUGCUGCCGCCGCUGCCCUCCCGGCCACGUCCCCGCAGACAGGUGUGUGGAGGGUCGGGGGGAGGGGGAGCAGGUGAUGCACACGACCAGUGCAAUGAGUGUACCACACUGCCUCGGCCUCGCCUUUACCGCCCCCCUACCACUGACCCCGGCCCUCGCUCCUGCUGUUCCCUCCCCACGCUGCCGCCUUGCUGCCCCACUGGCUGCUGUCUCCCGCCCCGCCGCCCUGCAGGAUGCUACAAGUCCUCGACCGGACAGCGACGUCCCAGGGGCGGGCGCGUCUGGCCAAGACGGGCCUGGGCUGGGGCGGGCUGACCAUCACUGCUCAACGCCCCGCCGCUGCCCUGGCUGCUUGUAGCCCCUCCUCCGAUGAGCGGUGAGGUUAUGAGGCGGAGAGUAUCCCCGGGGAUGGGAUGGGGGCAGCAACCCCCCCCUGUCACCUUGCCCAGCAUACCCCCCACAGCGGGUGCCACGUGAUUCAGACAGCCAGACAGACGAAUGAACAGACGGACUGCCAGAUCCACUCCGCCCGCCCCCACCCAGCAGAGCUUCAUAACACACACACGCGGCGCAUCGCCCCUCCCCCUCCCUCCCACUCCCACGUAGCGUUAAUUAAUGAAGAGCUUGUGUCCGUAGCGCGCCCUGCCGUGUUCGCUAGUCUGGAGGGGCGGAGGGGAUGGAGGAGGGGGCACGCAGGACCCCCCUCCCUUUCCCCGCCAACCCCGUCAACUCACCUGUGUGUGUGAGAGAGAGAGUGUGUGUGUGUGUGUGUGUGUGUGUGUGUGUGUGUGUGUGUGUAGACACACAGGUGUGGUGGGUCAAGAUUACCUAUCGUGAAAUAUUUCGUUAAGGUGUGCAGGUGACACACUUACCUGCGUGACGGCAUCAAGUGAGAUAGUAUACAGUGUGUGUGUGUGUGUGUGUGUGUGUGUGUGUGUGUGUGUGUGUGUGUGUGUGUGUGUGUGUGUGUGUGUGUGUGUGUGUGUGUGUGUAAAUAUAUAUUAGCUUUAUGGAAAAUAAAACUAACAAAAAAAGUCUUUCGGUCAUCACCACGCUGGAGACAAGUUUGCCGUGAACGAUAACUUUUGGAGAGGCAGGAAAAAUGAACAACAUUUAUAGGCGAUUUUUGCAAGUUGAUAACAAAAGCUGACAUCCUCCUUCCCUUCACACCCACCCACACCCUCACCCAUACACACACACACACACACACACACACACACACACACACACACACACACACACACACGGAGCUUAUUGGUGCAGUGGUUAGCGCGCUAGCCUCACAAACGAAAGGUCCCGGGUUGAUUCCCGGGCAGAGUGGAAAAGGAUGGGCAGUCUCCCUUAAUGCGUGCCUCUUGUCCACCCGGCAGUGAAUGGGCACCCGGUGUCAGUCAGGGAUUGUGUCCCGCCUCCCGGGUGUGUGUGACGGUGAGGUUUCAGCCGCACCCAGAUAUCGCUCAUUAGUGAGCAUGCUCAUUCAGAGACGGUACUGGCUGGCGAUCGCGAGUCUAUCGCAUGGGUACAUCAUGGUGAAUGAGACACACACACACACACACACACACACACACACACACACACACACUCGACCUUCAAGUCCACUCAUAACCCCCACCAUCACCAUACCGUCACCACAUCUCUCAUUCUAGCCACACCGCCACCAUUGCCACCACCACCUCCACCAUCACCAACCCUCGCGACCGUCACCGCCACCAUCAAGCAUUCAACACCACACUCAUCAUCCCCACAAACACACGAACAAACACCCAUCAUCCAUCUUACAUAUGAGAUGAAAAAUAAAAAAGCAAAAACAAAAAGUAGAGGUAAAUAAUAAUUAGAGUCAUCAUACCUUUUAGCAGUAAUAAUGAUAAUAAUAAUAAUGAUAGCAGUAACAAUAAUUAAUAAUAUAUGCUUAAUAACAACGAAAAAGUGAUUGAUAAUACCACCCAUAUACGUAAUUAGUUUUAUAUCUAUCAGUCAUUCUACCUAUCAAUCUAUCCUACUGUCUUUCUAUGUCUUUAUCUACCUGUUCACCCGGUCUAUCCAUCUAUUAUGAUAUACAGUUUUUGUAAUUCAACAUGUACUUACUCAACCACCUUAUUAGGUUAACAAACGUCACUUAUUUCACCACGAUGCUGAACUCGCUUUUACUUUUGUUUCAAUCUGACUUGCGGCAAUAAGGAAGAUACAUUAAGGUGGAGAGAGAGAGAGAGAGAGAGAGAGAGAGAGAGAGAGAGAGAGAGAGAGAGAGAGAGAGAGAGAGAGAGAGAGAGAGAGAGAGAGAGAGAGAGAAUUCAGAGAUUUACAGGACAUUGACCGACAGACAACCAAAAUAAGACGAAACACACACACACACACACACACACACACACACACACACACACACACACACACACAUUUCAUUAACACUUACAUGGAGCUGGUUCGCCUUAUGAAGAUUUCUGAAAAGAUACAACAAUAAUAAUGAUAGUAAUAAUAAUAACAAUAAUUAUAAUAAUAAUAUUACAAUAAUAUUAACAAAAAUAAUAGAUGGUAAUGAUCAAAAUAAUAAUAAAAUAAUAAUAAUAACAAUCAUAAAAAUAAUAAUAAUCAUAUGAUAGAAACAAUAAUGAUAAAAAUAUUAAUAAAUGAUAAUAAUAAUAAUAAUUAUAAUAACAAUAAAAAUAAUAUUAAAAAAUAAUAAUAGUAGCUACUAUUAUCGUUCGGCCCCUCAACUGACACCCUCAAUGGAAAAAAAUAACUUAUAACAAUCAUCUUCAGAAACUGUUUUCCGAUUUCAACAGAACAGGAAAUUCAGAUAAGGAAGUGUAAAAAUUUAAAGAUUGAUCUCUGCGACUAUACUCCUCCGCGACCACGUUGCCCUGACGGCGUCCCGCACCCAUCAGACCACCCUUUUGAAAGUGUAUAGCUUGUCCAUUUAGCACUUUAACUCUCGCCCGUUUGAUAUAGUUUAACCCGCUUAGUACUUCCAAUUCUAAUAACUUCAUACUGGUAGUCAUAUUCUAUACACUAUUACAAUUGAGCUAAUUUUGGAAAUAGCGGUCUUGUGCAUUUAGCACUUUCUUCCCUACACAUUUGAUAGUGAUAGUAUUAUUGAUUUAAUGCUUCCAUUCUUACCCAUUUAAUUCAACCAGUCCUAUUCGCUUAACACUUUCAGUUUUAUCCACUGAAAAGUGUCCGUGUUGUCCAUGUACCCUUUCACUCUUGCCCAAGUGACAUUAUACCACUCUCGCCACUUUCACCUCAAUAACAACUGCCUGAUAGUAAUUACAACAGCCGCCACGCAGGCGCACCUCUACCUGUACCACCUAAUCAUUAUGCACACAGGCACAUUCAGGCUUGGAAUAAUUAUAUUUUUGUUUACCACUUAAAGGAAAAAAUAUAAAAAAUUAUGGAUCAGUCACAACUCCUAAACACACACACACACACACACACACACACACACACACACACACAGAGUGUGGCAGUUUGCACGCUCGCCUCACAAGCGAGAGGUCCCGGAAUCGACACCCCGGAGGAGUGAAAACGACUAAACAGUCUCCUUUAGUCCCUGUCGUCCGUCCAGCAGUGACUGGGUGCCGGGCGUCAGGCGGGGGUUGUGACCCGCCUCCCGAGCGUGCGUGGAAUGAUGUGAGGUCCAAGCCGUGUCCAAAGACCCGUGACUAUGUGUCUCCACGCUCAAAGCAUGGAGGGUUAUGGCUGGCGAUCGCAGGUCCAGCACGUGAUUAGAACAUGGUGAACAACACAACCCCCCCCCCCCCCCCACACACACACAAAUAGCAACGUACCCAAACACAUACAUAUAUUUCAAACCUAACCACACCAUUUCUGUUACACUUUUUAGUGAAUGAGUGAGUGAGUGAGUGUGUGUGUGUGUGUGUGUGUGUGUGUGUGUGUGUGUGUGUGUGUGUGAAUGUGUGAAUUCUUGUAGUGUCAAUUUCAGUAUUAUUUUUAUCAUAAUUAUUAUUAUUAUUAUUAUUAUUAUUAUUAUUAUUAUUAUUAUUAUUAUUAUAAUUAUUAUUAUUAUUAUCAUUAUUUUUAUAUUAGUCAUUAUUUCUUAUCAUAAUCAUUAUUAUGAUCAUUAUUAUUAUCAUUCGCAAUAUUUCGAUUAUCAUAUUUUUAUUGUUACUAGCAAGCACAGACAAUUUUUUUUUUUUUAAGGUUUCAGAAGCUCCUUAAAAAUUAAGCACUAAAAAAAAGAGAAAACAAUCCAGACAAUUGUAAAAAAAAGUGACAAUCAAAAAAAAACACAAACAUUGCAUUUUUUUCCGCAUCACGUAAAAAAAUAUAUUUAUAAAUAAAAACUAAAAAAAUCGUACUUCUCGAAAAUUAUAAAACGUCCGCAACAUAGAUGUAAGGGAAUCAAAAUUUUGUAAAUAUUAGCAGUAGGAAGACAGGCCAGGGAAAGGAGGAAGGCUCAGUUGAAAAGGAAUGUGGCCAAGUAAGGAAAAAAACAACAAUGUGAAAAGGAAAGUGAAAGAAAGGAAAAAACAGAUGAAAAAUAAUUCAGAAAAGAGAAAAUUGAAAAUGUGUUAAUGCUGCUGUUGCUGAUGAUUAUGAUGAUGAUGAUGAUAGUGAUGAUGAAGAUGAAGAUAAUGCUGCUGCUGCUGAUGGUGGUGGUGGUGGUAGUGAUGAUAAUGCUGAUGAUAUUGACAAUGAAAGAAAAAUAUGGAAGAAAAAGGUAAUGAGAGAUAGAGAGGGAAAGGAAAAGAAAUUAAGAAUGGACAAGAAGACGUAAGGAGGAAGAGGUAGACAAGUUAAAAGGAACAAGAAUUAAAAGGAGGAAAAUAGUGUAGACAAUUUUAUGAAAUAAUCGUGGAGUGGAAAAAAAAACAUAACGAGGACAGAAGCAGCAAUGUUUCCUUUAAGCAAAACAAAUAUGAAAGGUCUCCUUAUAUUCAUCUUUUUCUCUAAAAAUUAUCAAAAAUGUGAAAAAAUAUAUAUGAAAAAAACGUAUGAUAUGA